CGCUUUCUUCUCUCCAGUCGCCACACAUUCUUCGCUACCACCUCCAAGACAAGUUGAGCACUGCUCAGCUUGGCAGCUUGCCAUCCAGGAGGAAGAAGAUAUUCUAGAGAUAAUCUAGAGAGAUCAGUUGCGUUUUGCGAGGCUGCGUGAGAGAGAUCAUCAUUAUCCAGCAAACCACCAUGGAGAACAUCAAGGGGGGGCAUGGCGCGGCGGCGGCGGGCGGCCGGAACGGGUGGAUGACGGUGCCGGCGUUCGGGGACUGGGACAUGAAGAACGGCGCGCUGCCGGACUACUCCAUGGAUUUCUCCAAGAUCCGCGAGAUGCGGAAGCAGAACAAGAAGGAGCUCUCCCGCACCAGCCUCGGCGGCGACGACGACCUCCUCGCCCAGCAGAAGCAGCAGCAGCCGCAGCCGCAGCAGAAGCCCGCCAAGGCCAACCUCGGCCGGCCGGCCGACGACCACCGCCACCGGCAACUCCAUGGCCGCCACGGCUCGCCGACGGGAAGGAGGACGUUUCUGAGCUACUUCCAGUGCUGUAUUAAGGCCUGAAGAAGGACUGUCAACUACUGCUAUUGGCUGUACUGUUGUGUCACAGUGCAAACUACUCAGCUUAUUUUUAGAUUAGGCUUCUUGGGCUUUGUCAAGCCUAGCAAGAUGUGUAAUAUAUUCGUCGUGAUGCUUAAUCUUUUGGUCAUUCAGAGAACAAAACUAUUUAUGAGUGGCACAGAUUGCUUGCGAAUUGAGGUGCAAAGCUGUAAUAUAUUGAAGGAUAAAUGGCAUCUUGUGUUUUUGUACGGUUGCAGAGGCAUGAUUGAUUUGGAUUUGUUUCUGCUAUCACGAGGAAAGAUAUAAUGCCUUUUUUUGGGGCGAGGAAGAAA
Messenger RNA from Oryza sativa Japonica Group (Japanese rice), 877 nucleotides. RefSeq lists its product as uncharacterized. The record is from RefSeq and is a predicted model, not a curated record. Lineage: Eukaryota; Viridiplantae; Streptophyta; Magnoliopsida; Poales; Poaceae.